Messenger RNA from Mauremys reevesii (Reeves's turtle), 2423 nucleotides. Its product is annotated as nck-associated protein 1-like. Bases 73 to 1524 code for a protein of 483 amino acids. Lineage: Eukaryota; Metazoa; Chordata; Testudines; Geoemydidae. Gene Ontology annotation, biological process: cell morphogenesis; cell projection assembly; neuron projection morphogenesis. The record is from RefSeq and is a predicted model, not a curated record. Gene Ontology annotation, cellular component: SCAR complex. The transcript has 14 exons.
GGGGGGCGGGCGUGGGGGGGUGGGUGAAGGAAAGCGAAAUGGCUGGAGCCGGAGUGGAAUAGGACCAGCUGAAUGGAGCAGCCCGCUGGAAGGAGACCGGAGGCUGGAUCGCUAAAGCACGUGAACUACGACCUCACCAAGAACUACCUGGACCUGGUGGUGACCUACACGUCUGUCAUCAUGUCGCUGUCGCGUAUUGAGGACCGCAAAGCCCUGAUCAGGAUGUACAACUGUGCCCACGAGAUGAUCCAGGGCAGCAGCGACCCCAGCUACGCCCGGCUGGCCCAGAUGGUGCUGGAGUAUGACACCCCACUCAAGAAACUCACUGAGGAGUUCGGGCCUCACACCAAGGCCAUGACCAGUGCACUUCUGUCUCUCCAUUUCCUCUUUGCCCGGAGGAACCAGUCAGCUGAGCAGUGGCGCAGCGACCAGCUCCUGAGCCUGAUCAGCAACGCGGCCACCAUGCUGAGCCCGGCCAGCUCGGAUGUCGUGAGUCUGGACUUCCGGGGCCUGGGGGCCGUCGGGAGGGGCCCUGAACUCGGCUUCCUCCUGUGCCACGGCUGCCUGAGCUCGAACCCGCAGUGCCUGGAGCUGUGGAAGCUGGGCCUGCAGGGCUCGCUCUACAUCAGCCUCAUCCGCGACGACGCCCUGCAGAUCCACAAGGUCACCGAGGAGUUCUUCAGCAGUCUGAAAGGGUACGGGAAGCGGGUGGCCGAUGUCAAGGAGUGCAAGGAGCACGCUGUGGCGCACAGUGGCCAGUUGCACCGGAACCGGCGGGCUUUCCUACGCAACGCGGUGCGGGAGCUGGAGGCGCUGCUGAGCGACCAGCCCGGGCUGCUGGGCCCCAAGGCUCUCUCCGUCUUCAUGGCGCUCUCCUUGUGCCGCGAUGAGGUGAACUGGCUGGUGCGUCAUGCUGAGCAUGUCACCAAGACCCCUGACGCCGACCGCCAGCAGCGCGUGGCCCAUACCCCAGCACAGGCUUACACCAGUGUGGCCAAGGCCCCCAUGCAGCUGCGCGAGAGCCCGGACGUGGGCCGUGUGAUGAACCUCAUCAUGUUCCACUCCAAGAUGCUGGACUCACUGGAGGAGCUGGUAGUGGAGACUUCGGACCUGUCGGCCUUCUGUUUCUACGUCCGCCCCUUUGAGAAGCUGUUUGCUCUGACCAUGGAGGAGCCGGCCAUGCUGCGCUUCACCAUCGCCUUCCCGCUCGUCUGCAGCCACUUUGCCCACUGCACCCACCCCAUGUGUCCAGAGGAGUAUCCCCACCUGAAGAGCUGCAGCCUGGGUCUAUGCAACAACUUCCUAGAGGAGAUCGCCAAGCAGGCUGCCAACUGCAUCAUGGACACAUGUGCCGAGCAGCGCAAACUCAGUGAGCAGCAAGGCCCGGAACAAGAAGGCCCAGAAGCAGCCCCCCAAGAAGGGGGAGCCGGAGCGGGACAAGCCAGGGGCCGAGAGCCAGAGGAAGGACCGGAUCGUGGUGACCAACUACAACCAGGCUACGCAGGAGAUUGCGCGGCCCUCUGAGGUGCUGGCUGGCCUGCGCUCCUACCUCGCCUUCAUCCAGUCGCUGGGGCAGUUCACGUGCAUGGACUCCAGCCGCAUCAUCUGCAACGUCCUGCUUCAGCAGACCCAACCCCUGGACUCCAGCGGGGAGCAGACCCUCACCACCAUCUACACCAACUGGUGGGUGCCUGGGCUGGGGGCAGCCUGGCCUGGGCCACCGGACAGGAGAGAGCUCUGGGUAUCCCUGGGCCAUGAGGCAGGAGAGCCUGGGAGAUGCCUGGAGGGAUGGGGGAAGUGGGAAGAGCUGACCUAUGAGGAAAGGUUGAAAGUCUUGGGCAUGUCGAGUGUAGAGCAGAGAAGGCCAAGGCGGGACUUGACACCAGUCUUUAGCUACGGUCAGGGCUGUUCCGAAGAAGGCCGAUGCCCAGUUGUUCUCCAUGUGCAUUGAGGGGAGAUGAAGGAAUCCGCUGUUUGCAGCCAGGGAGAUCUCGGUUAGAUAGUGGGAAAAGCUUCCUGGGGUCGCUGGGCUCUGGAGCAGGCUCCGAGGGGGUUGUGGAAUCCCCAUCACUGGAGGUUUGUAGGAACUGGUUGGACAAACCCCUGUCAGGGAGGGUCCAGAUGUCCUGCCUCUGUGCCUGGCCUAUGUGGCCUCUCGCGGUCCCUUCCAGCCCCAUGUUUCUGUGGUUCUGUGCACCUGGGGGGAUUUCAUGGGGCUGGAAAGCGGGUGCUCGGAGAGUGACGGGUGGCCCUGCCCAGCAUGGGGACAGCAAUGGGAGAAACAGUCAGGCCCCUCGAUCUUGCACUUUCUGGGCAAAUAGGGCUGGGGAGGAGAAGGAACAAAAACCUACUUCUAGAGCCAACAAGGGAGCAGGCUGCCCAUGGGAGAGCUUCCCUUAGCCAGUGCCCCUCAAUCCUGACCC